Sclerotinia sclerotiorum 1980 UF-70 is the source of this 906-nucleotide messenger RNA. RefSeq lists its product with no specific name. NCBI's taxonomy places the organism in Eukaryota, Fungi, Ascomycota, Leotiomycetes, Helotiales, Sclerotiniaceae. The coding region runs from base 1 to 906 and encodes 301 amino acids. The transcript has 5 exons. The record is from RefSeq and is a predicted model, not a curated record.
AUGUCUACCGGUCUUCUUCCACCUCCUAGUGGUGUAACACCAAAUUUCAACUCUGGAAUUUUGUCGGGAACCCAGGUAGCUUUUAUUCUUGCAUAUACUAUUACUCUUGCUCUUGCGAGUAGCACACUUGGUAUUCGAUUGUAUACAAGAAUUAGUAUAAUGAAAUCUUUUGGUUUAGAUGAUGUUGCGAUUCUUCUUUCUUUUCAACUAAGCCCUAUGGUAGCCACCUACGCUUUGGCCCCAGCUUUCACUAAACUUUCCAUCCUCAUCCUUCUCCAUCGUGUGAAUCCAAGCCGUUACUUCCGUCUAAGCUGUUACAUCGUUGCCCUCAUCAUCAUAACCUACACUCUCACCAUAUCACUCAUUGUUGCAAUUCCUUGCAUCCCCACCAACCCUAAAAAUGGGGAAUGCCUCAACAAAUGUGGGCUCUGGCAAGCAAUUUUCAAUAUACUUACUGAUUCUGCUAUUCUGAUACUUCCAUCAUAUAUGCUGUAUCUUCUGAAAUUGCCUUUGAGGCAGAAGUUAGCAGUUGGAUCUAUCUUUGGGACUGGUAUUUUAACCGUAGAAGUAAACAUCGGUAUCUUCUGCAACACACUCGUUGUCCUUCGCCCCUUCUUCCGUCAAUAUUUUCCCGGUUUAUUCUCCUCACAAAUAUUAUCUGAUGAUCAUCACCAUCAUCAUGGAACACCUGAUCAUGAAGCAAAUCUUAGAUCUGGAAAAAGAAGAAUUUUAAAAUUGAGGGAAGAUCAUUCGCUGAGUACUUUGGCGAUAAAUAACCGAGUUGGUGAAGAAGAUAAAGAACCGGGGAUAUUGAGAAGGUUCGAGGUUAAAGUGGAGAGUUUUAGUAUAGGGGGGAGCAGUGAUGAGAGAACACGGAGAGAUAGCGAAGAAGAAAUACAGAGGUAA